UCUAAAGGCACAUGAAUUUUAUCUUCACCAUAGCUUUUCCAAACUCUACCAGCUAAUUGGCUUGGUGGCUGACGAUUCUACGUCUAUGUCUCUCUCGCCCACCGCCAUACGAUCUGGAACAUUGUCUUCUCUCUCUACCUAUGUCUCAAAAUCACCACUGCCGACCGCUCAAUAUCCAUGACGCAAGUACCCAACACUGUCGCCUUCGCGGCAGUGAGCCAUGGGCGCAGCACUCAGCGGGAGAGGCGUGCAUUCCUCCUGGCAAGGCUGAAGGCACAGAGGCAAUCGGAAGUGGGAUUGUGACCCUGGUGGACUCCCAAAUUUCCCUGGAAUAACGAACCCCAGCAGGCAUCUGCCAAUGACAGCCACGUUGCCAGCGGUCCCAGGUAAGCACUAAUGCUCGACGCCGCCCCGUGGCAGUGUGGGUGCCAAGGACGAGUGCGACAGACUGCCCAGUGUCGCACCUAUUCGCACCAAAUCAGCCCAAUUUUUCCCGUGCCGAAUACCAGACUACCAGUUGAAACCCCCAUAAUUCGGUGUACGGGGAUGAUGGAUCAGCAACUUGGAGGGGGGCCGGGCCACUGGGGUUCACCCGUUCACCACUCAAGAGAGUCGAGAUUGACUGGAGGAUCAGGGGUAUGGAAGGGCAAUAAUCAAUCCCGUCACCUCGAGCGGAUCCCCGAAUCCUACGGAUAUCAGGUGUCUGGUCCCAAUGCUACCCUCCCUUGUCUUGCAGAAAAGCAUCGAGACAAUUGGGACAUGUUCUUCUCGCGCUCCUUCCCGCUCGCGCCACACUUUCGUCUCUAAUCAUCUUUCUUUCUCUCGACUUUCGUCCGUGAUCGUCACUUGGGGGAUGAGUUGAUCUCGCGUCUGAAGGAUUUUCUCUCGUUUGUGGCACGGAUACUCACUCCUCAGGGCGGCGACCUUCAUUACACGCCGUAGUCUGCGCGCAUCGACCAGGUUGAGAAGCGGCGAGUCGAUCGCGGGACAACACCGAGGAUCAUCGCGACGUUCACAUUCACAGCGAAUUCUUCGAUCAUAGCCAUCAUGGUAUCGCGAUCAUGGCUGGCGGCGUUCCUCGCCGUUGGACAGCUUUCUUGUAUCUGUAGCGCACAAGUGGAUGUCCCCUCAGUCAACAACUUUCGCAGAAGAGUCUUUGCUCGAGCGUCGGUCAUUGGAAAUUGGGUCUAUUACGAUGGAGGUGAAGUUUCACAGGUCAUCGGCGGGUUGAGUCCCCAGUCACAAUGGCGGCCCUCCAACCCGACAAACACGACGCUCUCAAUCGACCUCACCAAAUCAUGGACGCCAGAGGACGUGGAAAUCAAGGAGACCUCCAAAUCGGCUCCCAAAAUGAUGAGGCAGGCCAUCUUCACCGACAACUCGUCCGACUCCUUUUACAUCUGGGGCGGCUUCACCUCCUACGGCGCCAAAAUCCCAGACGCGAAACUCUGGCACUUCACCCCGGACGGCAGCGGCGGCGGCCAAUGGGGCACCGUCCUCCCGCACGGCAACACCGCCUUCACGGCCCUCACCCGCUCGCAGGGCGGCGCCUUCGUCAGCACCAAGGACUCUGGGUUCUACUUUGGCGGCUUCUCCGAUUCCGGGUCCGACCCGAACCCCAACGGCCCCGUGCCGGGCUUUUUGCAGUUCAAUUACACGGCGACGGACACGGCGUGGACGAACAACUCGGAUAGCGUGCCCUACUCCGACUACGGCACUCUUGUCGGCGCCACGGCGCACUACGCGCCGUACGGGCCGAACGGUCUGAUUAUGAUCUUUGGCGGAGGGUCGCAUGUCAUUGGGACCGGCCAGAGCGUGGAUAACGUCGGCUAUCUCAGCUUCAGCACGAUUUACUUCAUGGAUCCCGUCACCAAGGUGUGGUACACCCAACAGACGAGCGGCAACGCACCCGGACCGCGCAUGUGGCACUGCACCGUCGGAGCCCAGGGUCCCAACAACACAUACGAGAUCUUCAUGUACGGCGGCAGCAACAUCGCCAACAAGGAAACUUUCGACGAGGUCUACAUCCUCUCGCUCCCCGGCUUCGUCUGGCAAAAGGCAAACUACACCUCUGCGGCGCCGCGCGACACGCAGUCGUGCGUCGUUGCCGGCCAGCGCCAGAUGAUCACGUUCGGCGGCGUCAACAGGAUGGCCAACAACGCCAACUCGACCCUCUUCUUCAACGAGGAAGAUUCCUUCCGCCAGGGCGUCGGCGUCUUCGACCUCACGGCGCUGGCGUGGAAGGACGCGUACGAGCCCGCGGCCGCCGCGUACGAUUCCCCCGACGUCGUCAAGGCUUGGUACAAUGAGGGUAACCUCGCCAGCGUCCAGUACGGCUCGGGCGUCGAAGCUCUCAUGAACUACGGCAAAUCAGGCUCGAGCUCAGGCUCAGGUUCAGGUUCAGGUUCCGGCUCCGGCUCCGACGGCUCCAGCUCCGACUCGAAAUCCUCCAACACGGGCGCCAUCGCCGGCGGCGUAGUCGGCGGUGUAGCGGGCGUCGCCCUCAUCGGCCUAGCCGCAUUCUUCCUCGUGAGGCGGCGGAAGCACAAGAAGGUCCCGACAGAAGAAACCGGUCCCAACGCCGUCGAAGCCCCGGGCUCGGCCGCCUACUAUGAUAACAACAACAACAACCACAAUGCCGGAAUGCAGCAGCACCAGCAGACGGCCUACUCGCCCGGCCCGGCCCCGUCCAUGACGACGGCGCCGUCGGAGCUACAGGGGGAGUACAGGGACCACUCGCCGUUUUCGGGCAGCGACGUGCCGCCCAAGAUGGUGCAGCCUCCCGAGAUGGAUGCAGGGGAGCCGCGGCACUAUUACGCGGCGGAGCUGGACGGGACGGAGGCGCGGAAGUGAGGCUUGGGUAGCCCUGAGGGAAUGGCUGACUGAAUGUUUUGGGUAUCCUUCGAGGGGAGGAAAGGUAGCCGGACUGGAAGAAGUAUAAUUCAUGAUGAGAUGUGGAAAAGUUCAAGGCCAAAGUAAUGUUUCUAGGAAAAUAUAGACUGUAUAGUAUACACUGUCGAUAAUACCC
Molecule: messenger RNA, 3028 nt
Organism: Colletotrichum scovillei
Lineage: Eukaryota; Fungi; Ascomycota; Sordariomycetes; Glomerellales; Glomerellaceae
Product: kelch repeat protein
Exons: 4
Coding region: 1048-2853 (601 amino acids)
Molecular function (GO): protein binding
Source: RefSeq, a predicted model, not a curated record